AUGCCUGUAUCACCUUCUUUUGCGUCAAGCAUAGAUUCAAUAAUGUCCCAUGAAACUAUGGCUUUAUCAAGAAAUCCUCCCUUUAUAGACACUCCGGAAAAAAUGCCAAACCCAACGGUUUCGCCCCAUGGCACCAUUCAUCAUUUGAUAGAUCCAUCUUUGCCAUUGUUGUCCAGUACAACGUCGUCCUCCCGCUCGACUCUCAGUUCUGCAUUGAAUUCAUUUCGGCCUCCACCAUUAACCACAUCAUACUCUUCUUAUAACUCCUCUGCAUGCCAGUCCAUCACGAGUUCGCCUAUAGACAAUGUGACAUUGGCACAUAAUUCUAAAUUUUAUUUCCCUCAUAGUCACUCCCCUACACCGCAGUCUUCUAAUAGCUCGAGCCAUGUUAUUUUGCCACCCAUCUCUUCAUUCACUAACUUGAUCACUGUCGCAGAAAGGGAAUUCAAUGGUAGAUCAAACUCUUUGCACGCCAACUUUACCUCUCCCGUCCCAAGAAGCGUGCUGGAUAAUCACAGGCAUGACAUGUCAUUCUGCAACUCUAACACUACCACUGGUAUGAAGACUAUCACGCCCUCACCACCUGCUCAGCACCAAAGUAUAUUGCCACCUACAGUGGACAACGUACCGAGAUCAAAAUCCGUAUCUAGUCUGCCAGCCAACGGAUUCCCACCCUUGGUCGCCAAGCAACAACAGCAAUUCAACAGCAGUAUCAGUGUCUCUACCCUACCGUCUAUUCAUUCUCCAUUAACUAACGAACAUUCAAACAAGUAUUCCUCAUCUCUAAAGGAUUCUGCCAAAAUAACGAAACAAAGAAAGAAAAAGGAAUGUCCCAUAUGCCACAACUUCUACGCCAACUUAUCUACCCAUAAAUCCACUCAUUUAACCCCAGAAGACAGACCACAUAAGUGUCCCAUCUGUCAACGUGGCUUUGCCAGGAACAAUGAUCUGAUAAGGCACAAGAAACGCCAUUGGAAGGAUGAAUUCAUGCAGAUAUAUGAAAGGGAUCCUAAUAGUAACAGCGGAACCGACGAUGUAGAUGACACAGCCCGUACCUCCGUAGAUAAAGACGGCAACGACUCAACGGAUAAAGCGGAUGCCUCAUCGUCCUCCUCCGAAGAGACGAAACUACUGAAGAAAAACCAACUAAAAUCACUAUACAAGAUCAAGGGUGCAUUUAAAUGUCCUUACAAUUCCACUCUUAUCAAUUUGGACAUGGAAGUCUACCCUCACAAGUCAAGAUCGCUUUAUUUCGAGCCAAUAAAUUGCCAUCAAACAGGUGUCUUUUCGCGUUGCGAUACUUUCAAAAAUCACCUAAAGGCCUUGCAUUUCGAAUACCCGCCUAAAACUAAGAAGGAAGAUAGAGGUAUUGUGCCGGGAAAGUGCAAGCACUGUGGACUACAAUUUCCUAACGUUGACGUCUGGCUAAAUAAGCAUGUGGGGAAAGGAUGUGGCUACACAUAUCAUUAA
This is a messenger RNA of Saccharomyces mikatae IFO 1815, 1470 nucleotides long. It is a transcript of the gene STP4, whose product is annotated as Stp4p. The coding region runs from base 1 to 1470 and encodes 489 amino acids. Gene Ontology annotation, molecular function: DNA-binding transcription factor activity, RNA polymerase II-specific; RNA polymerase II cis-regulatory region sequence-specific DNA binding. Gene Ontology annotation, cellular component: nucleus. Gene Ontology annotation, biological process: regulation of transcription by RNA polymerase II. The record is from RefSeq and is a predicted model, not a curated record. Lineage: Eukaryota; Fungi; Ascomycota; Saccharomycetes; Saccharomycetales; Saccharomycetaceae. The transcript has a single exon.